UAUUUGUUUUGUUAAAUUACAGUUCAAAUUGAUUGUGGAAAAUCCAGAAAAACCUGUUGCACCUGGACUUCAAGUUACAGCUUUUGUGGAAUAUUAUUCUGAGAGUGAAGAUCUUGGAGAUAGACUACUUCUUUUAAUAGAAGAUGACAUAGUUGAUAUCCCCCUGCUUGGAUUAAUUUCUUGCUGUCAUCUGGAAAUAGAGUCAGAGAUUAAUUUUGGUGCAGUGAUUGCAAACAGUAAAAUAAUCAGUAAAGAGAUUAGUAUUGCUAACCAUGGAUCAUCUUCAGGCACAUUUAAAAUAUCAUAUGAGGGAGUUGUCCUGCUUAACAUAGAACCUACCAGUGGAGUGGUGGGGCCAAAAUCUACAAAGACGGUUAAAGUGGAUAUCUGCACAGAUGAACCCAAAAUCAUCAAAGAAGUGAUAAAAGUGGAGUUGGAAGGGCACGGCUGUGCUGAAGUACAGAUCAAAGCUGUUGUGGUUGAACAAGUUCUUAAAGUUCUAGGAGUGUCUUGUGGAAAUACAUUGAAAUGCAUUAACUUUGGACCAGUUUACUUUGGAUCUUCAAAGACUGAACAAAUAUCUUUAUACAAUGAAAGCCCUGAGUGUAUGGACUGGGUAGCUGUACUGGAAGACAAUGCCAUUGGAGGAGAGAUGGGGACAGAUCUUCAGAGGAGUGCAGAUGCUGUUUUACAAGACCUAAGUCUCAAAAAUAGAACAAGAGAUGUAGACGUUUCCACCUUGAUCUUGUGCAUUCCCAAUCAAGGAACCUUGUUACCUAAUGAGAAAUCGUUGGUUACGUUGUGCUUUAGUCCAAAAAAACUUAAAAGGGACUUUGGAGUCGCUGACUCAUCACAGAGACAAGAUUACGUACUGUUUCUGAGGUUUGAAACUGUUGGGAAGAACGAUGGCUGUCUGCAGGCUCUCAGUGAUGGUGCCACAGCAAUCAAAAUGAAUCAUCCUCAUCAGACGGAGUUGGCUUUGACAGGUUCUGGGCUUCCUGUCAUGUUAACUUUCAAUCCAGGACCAGUUAUUAAGUUUAUGGACUGUUUCUUGGGUGAACAAACACAAGUUCUAUGCACACUGAAAAAUGAAUCUGACUCCCUUCCAGUAACAUUCAGCUUCCGCAAGACUGCUCACUUUAAUAUUUCUCCUGAAAAAGGAAAAAUAAAAAGAAAUUCUGCAAAGGAUGUGAUAUUUUCAUUUUCUCCACAUCAAAUAGGAAUAUUUAAAGUGAAGCAAGUUGUUGACAUCAUUGGCACAAGACUAGAGAAAAAUAUUUUAUUGGUUUCGAAGACAAGAUCCUUUCACCAGAUAUAUUUGAGCUUUAUCAGUGUGUGCAAAUCUAAACGAAAAAACAUUCUAUUCAAAAUUAAUCCUGGUAUAACACCAAUGAUUUCCAAUGCAACUGGACAGUUUGUAGCUGAUGGCACAGGACACUGCACUGAUACAGCGCCUGUGGCGAUACUUAAAUCAACCCAAACACAAAUUCAUACUCACCGGAUAAACAGAAACUGUCAGGGUGAUGCACUUACAGCUUUUCCUAAUGACCGUGCAGCCAGCAUUAGGCCCAGUGAACGGAAUAAAAAGUACAGGACUAUUUUCACAAAGACUGAGAGAUAUAGUUAUAUAGAUCCAGAAUUUUCUUAUACUGACUCUGAACGACUGUCGAAAGAAGCACAUAAAGAAUACUACGCAGACUUCAUUUCUAGUUUAAGACAGCAUCGUUUACAGAAAGAUGCGGCUAGGCAGUUUUAUAAUUAUAAUAAUUCUGUGAGCAUAGGCCUUAAACCAGCUGAAGGGCUAAUUUCACCAAAGAUCUCAAUCACAGAUUUUCAAAAGGAGAAGCUACAGCUCAAAAUGCUUCCUUUAGAUGAGAAUUGCCUGUUAACUAGUCAAAAACUGGCAGCAGUUGGUUCUGAAUCUUCAGUCAAAGAAGUUUGGAGUGGGUUUAGUGCUAUGCCAUCUUCCACCCAGGAAGAGGAAGAUUGUAGUCUAACUUUGACAUCCAAGCAGCUUCACCAAAUACUCAUUGGUCCUUCCACUAUGGAUUUUGGUGAAGUUUGUGUGUAUUCUACAACAGCCAGAAAACUGCACAUCAUCAAUAACUUGUUAACUCAUAUAUGGAUACAAAUUGAGAUCGAAAUUGAUGAAUUACAGCAGACAAGUCCAUUGUCUCAGGUAUUGCCUCCUCUUACAAAGACUCAUAUUCCAAUUGUAUUCGAGGCAAACGCUCUUGGAAUGUUUAAAAGAUCUUUCACUUACACAAUAAACAACCAGCAUCUUGGGCAUGUGCUGGUAGUUGCAAAAGCGGUGCCUGUUGAACUUGAGCUGUCUGCAAGGGAACUGAUUUUAAAUCCUAUUCCUGGCUACCUAGCAGAGACAGAAUUUAGAACAACAGUCAGCAUAUACAAUCCCAGAAACCAUCCUGCUGAGUUUACUUGGAAACCUAUAAAUACAGAUAGACCAACGGCAUUUUCUAUACAGCCAGCCAAAGGCGUUGUGGAGGCCCAUAGAGAUCUGGAGUGCGAAGUUGUUUGGCAUCCAGGGUUCAACUCUCCAGAAGCAGGAGAAUUCAACUUAUGUGUGCGUAAAGGAAACACGAUUAAGUUGAAAUGUUUUGCAAAGCUCGGUACUACUAAAGUUCAGUUUGUGGAACGAAGGAUAUCCUUCAGACAUAGUCCAAUGGGUUUAUCUACUUGUAAGACAGCCACUCUUCACAACGUAGGAUACAACCAUGCGUACUUCCAAGUUAUUAAUUCAAACCCACUGCCUGGAAUGGUGAUCACCCCUUCGGAAGGGGUGGUGCCCGUGGGAGGACAUGCUGAUCUCAAAAUUUGCUUCACUCCAAAUGCAAAAACGAGUUUUGAUACGAGAGUGGAGGUAGCAGUGCGAAAUUCAGGAGUACUGGUGCUUACGAUUGGUGGAUUUGUAGAGAUCCCUGAAAUAUACAUUGAUGUGGAACUAUUUGACUUUGGUGGUGUUUAUGUUGGUGCCACAAAAUCAAUUCCCUUUUUGCUGCACAACAAAGGACAAGCGUGUACCAGAGUGGAGUUUGAUUUUUCUAAAUAUAAGGACUUUGUAUUGAAUGUUAAUGACCAUUCAGUGGUUGACUGCUGUUCUUCAAAGCCUUAUUUGUAUGCGGUUAACUUAAAGGGAAAGUCAGCUUUGCAGUGCUUGUUGUCUUUCAUGCCAAAAGAG
Eurypyga helias (sunbittern) is the source of this 3199-nucleotide messenger RNA. Its product is annotated as chromosome unknown open reading frame, human CXorf22. The annotation marks the transcript as partial. NCBI's taxonomy places the organism in Eukaryota, Metazoa, Chordata, Aves, Eurypygiformes, Eurypygidae. The record is from RefSeq and is a predicted model, not a curated record. The transcript is spliced from 20 exons.